UACACUCUCAAGCCGCGACCGUUUGUUGUGUUGCGAAUCAGUGUAGGUUCAAUCGUCCAGCGACGAUCACGCAGCCAUCGAAUAAAUAUUAUUCUUCAAACACUUCGACGGCUUCCUAUUAUUAUUAGUCUGACGAAUGAGAAAUGGGGAAUUCCAUGAGCAGAAAAGAACAGCGAGCAGCGGACAUUCGAACAUCGUUACUAUCCUACUCGAAACGACGAGAUCCAUGGGGACCCGAGUACCGUGCUUCGGCCGUAUAUCGUGGUGUUAAUCGAAACAAUCGUCGCCGGUCUGGUGGUGGUGGUGGAUGCUGUAGAUUCCUUGGCAAAUUAAUCUUCCUGUUAGCCCUCGGUGGUGCCAUUUGGUACAUGUGGGUGUUGGUGAAACAAUACAGCCAAGAUUGUUUGCCGAAAUUCGAGAUGAACUGUCUGAAUGAAUCCGUAUUUGUGCACUACGCGAACUGUACGAUCAACUACUGCAUGUCACUGUCGCAAAGUUUGACGCAACUGUGGAAUAAAACAGUUUCCAGUAUUCAACUCAUGACCGAUUUUAAGAACUAGAAAUGUGUACUUGUAUAUAAAUGUGUUCAUGAACAAGAGUGUUUCGAUAAAAUUGAAGGAAAAUAUAACUCCUCUAUAUCUCUCUAAACAACA
Malaya genurostris is the source of this 653-nucleotide messenger RNA. RefSeq lists its product as uncharacterized. Lineage: Eukaryota; Metazoa; Arthropoda; Insecta; Diptera; Culicidae. The record is from RefSeq and is a predicted model, not a curated record. Bases 144 to 560 code for a protein of 138 amino acids. The transcript has a single exon.